This is a messenger RNA of Paramecium tetraurelia, 738 nucleotides long. RefSeq lists its product as uncharacterized. Lineage: Eukaryota; Ciliophora; Oligohymenophorea; Peniculida; Parameciidae. The record is from RefSeq and is a predicted model, not a curated record. The transcript has 2 exons.
AUGAAUCGAAGAAUUAUCACAGAAGUUGGAGAUUCUAAUCGCAAAGAUCUCAAAGAUGAGUGUAAUGCAAAUGAGUAUAAUUUCAUCUCGAAUAAACGUUAUCUACACUUGAAAUCCAAUGCAAGUGAAUCUGCGGUUGAAUUGAAAAGACAAAGUAGAAUUAAUCCAAUGGCAUUUCAAUAAGAGAAUGUUUCCAUAGAUUAAACGAAGUUAUACUCUAUGGCGAAACUGUCCCUUCAAGGAUAAACUGAAUAGCUGAAGAAUUGCUAAUGGUAGGAUCUCAAUCUACAAAAAAAGAGUUCUUGCUUAUUCAAGAAUUUAGACAAAUUAGAACAUAAAAUUUUUGUUAAUCAAGAUUAAUUUACAAAGAGAAGAAGUUAGUUGCUGAAAUAACUAAUGUAAAUAAAACAAAGUGAUAGGAGUAAGUCGAAUUAUAACUUGUAGAUUAAAGAUGGUGAGAAAAUUGAAACGAUCCUUCAAGUGCGAUCGAUAAUGAAUGCUGAAGGGAGGUUGGAAUAAUAGUAGAGAAGAUUUUAGAUACAAAAUCAAUCUGUCUUAAGAAUGAGAUAAAGAUUGGCUAGUUGUUUGGAACAGAGUCAAGAUAGAAGCUUGAGUAGAUUGAAUAUGAAUUUCUCCGCUUUGACGAUACAGAGAAAAGAGCUGAUAAAUAAAAAUAGCUCUUAAUUAAGAAUAAGAAUGUAAUAAAAUUGUUGUAACAAAGAAAUAAAUACUAAUUGA